AUGGAGGAUCGAUAUGCACCGCCGUUUUGUUCGUGUGGAUGCCAUGCACCACGACCGCUGAAAUCGAUCGAACCACCGCACGAGCCGUGCUGUUGCUGCGAUUACAAUCCUUUCAGCGACAAUUCAAAAGAAUCAGAGAUCUAUGAUUUGCCGUUUGCCUUGCGAAAGCUGACGGUAAUGAAGUGCCAGAUGAAGAAGUGGCGCAUGGAGCGGUUGCAACUCGAGAGCGAAAAUAGGUCUCUGAAACAAGCCCUACAAUCAUUCGGUGCGAAGCUCGACGGAAUACUUGGUCCCGAUCCCUUGCUCGUGCAUUAUCGCGAGGAAAAUGAAAGGCUGCAAAAUGCAAAUGAGGAACUGGCAGAAAAAGUUCGCAACCUCGAGGAGAGCCUCGCCGAACGAGAUUGCUGCGACGAUCCCUGCGAGAAAGUUAAAUACAUGAGGGAGAAAAUAGCAGCGCUGAGAGAUCGUUUCACUGCCGAAAAGAAACAAAUGCGAGAUACGAUAUCACAUUUUAAGCUGAAACUGGCGGAAGCCGAGGAGGAUACUUCCUGCGCGGCACUAAACCGUUUGAGGGCAAAGCUUCGCGAGUUAAUGAAAGAUGGUCAGAAAGCCGAUCAACAGGUGUCCGUGGUUGUCGAGAGAUCAAUGCAGACGGUGGAUCUCUCAGAGAGCUACGAAAAUCUACGAAUAGAGAACGAGCGACUGCAAGCCGAGUUAAUGCAAAUUCGUCGUUCAAUCAAGGACGUUGCUGUACCGAUUUUAAAAGACAGUGUCGCUCCUCCGUCUAUAGAUGAGGAAGAGAUAGAUACGUCGAUGUUACGGAGCCGUCUUCAGAAUUGCGAAGUGCUUCUGGCUGAAUUGAAAACGCAUUUAGAUGAGAAAACGGCUUAUGCGGAGUCUCUAAAGAGCGAACUUGAAGAGCAGAAAGCUUCUGCCGCAUUGGCAUUAGAUAUGGAUCAGGUGACGGUUAGCCGUAAAGACACGGAGGACGAGAUGGUUGAGAUAAAAAAAGAGCUUUUUGAUGAAUUAAAGCAUAAAGAAGUACGAGAAACACAAGAGGAACUGGAGAGAAUGAAAGAUGAAAAUAACGAAUUGAGAAACGAGAUCGAUAAGUUGAAUGUUAAUCUGCGUCUCCAGGAAGAAAAAUUUCAAGUGGCGCAAGAGGAGCUGGGGGGUGUGAGAGACAAUUUGCAUAGUCUCGGAACUGAGAAUGAAUUCUUGAAGAAGGCAUUGGAAAAUGCUCAAUUGGAGACUAAUGAACUUAAAGAAGAAAAUGUUGUCUUGAAAAACAAUCUUGAUAAUAUGAUUAAGGAAUUGGAAUCUGCGAAAGACGAAAAUAAUAAUAUUAAAGCGGAGGUUGAUCAAUUAUUAUCUGAGAAUAAGCAUCUACGGGACGAGUUAGAGAAGCGAGUGGUGGAGACGGAUCAGUUAAAAUCCGAAAGACCUGCAUUAAAGGACGGUCUUGAUAGAUUACUGGAAGAGAUGGAUAUAUUGAAGAUUGAGAACGACAAACUAAAGAAUGAAAAUAUUAUUGUUAAAGCCGAAAGAGACAAUUUAAAAUCUGAGAAUAUUCUUCUUAAAGAUGAUUUGUCUAAGACAUAUUCAGCAUUAGAUGACGCAGAGAAACAAUUGGACGAGUUCAAAAUCAAGAAUGGAGUUCUUGCGGAAGAAUUGGAGAAGGCUAAUGUAAAUAAUAAUAAGUUAUUCUCAGAUUUUAAUGCUCUGCAAAGCGAAAUGGCAAAGUUAAAGUUGGAAAACAGAAAAUUGUUACAAGAGGUGGAUGAUGGGAAGGAAGAACUAACAAAAUUAUUAUCCAAAAUAGAAAAUCUGAGGAAGGAGAUAGAUGAUUCAGGUAACGAAUUAAUAAGAGUAAAUAACGAAGUUGUAGAUUUGCGGAAGGAAACGGUUGAGUUAAACAAUGAAUUAAAGGAGGCGAAAGAUAUAAAUGAACAAUUAAGGACAGACGUACACCGAAUGGCAGCAGACAACAAAGCUAUUAAAACGGAAUCGGAUAACUACAAAGAUGAAAAUGAUAAGCUGAAGACAAAGGUAAACGAAAUGAAGGAACAAGUAAAUUUAUCGACGGAUGAAGUAAAUAAAUUAAGAAAACAACUUGAGAACGCUGAGAAUCGGGUUAAGUUGCUCGAGCCUCAGAUCGCUAGUUUACAGACUGAUAAGGACGAGGUACAAAAUGAGAUCAACGUUUUGCAAAACGAGAUCAGCAAACUAAAACUAGAUCUUAGUGCAGAAACUGCUGCUAAACGAGACAUUCAGGAAGAGUUAAUAGCAUUGAAGAAUGAAAUGAAAAAUUUGAUCUCGAAGAUCGAUGAAUUGAAAGUGCAAAAUCAUGCCCUAAAAGAAGAGAGAGAUGCCCUCAAGAAAGAAUUGUUGAAUAUGGGCGAGACAUCGGCGAAUUUAAAAAAUACAAAUGCUGAGAUGACGAGCGAGGUUAAUAAUUUAAGAUCGGCUAUAUCUAAACUUCAAUCGCAGAUAUCUAAAUCGGAAGAAGAUAUGGAAUAUUGGAAAAUACAAAAUUGCAAACUCAAGAUAGAUGUAGAUAAGUUAUCCAUCGAGAAUGAAAAGACAAAGGAAGAUUUAAACGUCUGUAAGGUUGAGCGACAACCGUUAGAGAAGGAGAUAAUUAGUCUUAGGAAUGAAAAGAUUAAGCUUGAAGGAGAAAUUACAGAGCUUAAAAAUCAACUGGAAAGACUAAACCUGACUUCAUUUGCCGAAAAAUCUGCUAAAGAAAAGGCUGUGGGAGAAUUGGCGAAAGUCAGCGACGAGGUCAUUGCACUGAGAGAAGAACUUGAAGCAUUGAAAGCUGAAUUGACUAAAUUAAGGACGGAGAAUGAUAAGAUGAGAGGCAGAGAAGAUAAUCUGUCGCGUCAAGUAUCAACGUUAAAAAUAGAACUUGAAAAUACAAAAAAUGAGAUAUUAGCUUUGAGAGCUGAUAAUGACGCAUUAAAGUCGAGAACAAAUACAUUAAUAAUUGAGAACAACGAAUUUAGAAAUGAAUCAACGAAACUAAUAUCCGAAGUUGAUGAUUUGAAAUUAAAAAACAUAAAUUUGACAAAAGAGCGACAGAAAUUUGAAGAAGAGUAUAAUAAACAAAAAAGCGAGGAUGAUAAACAGAAAAUUGAAAUUACAACUUUGACAUCAAAUCUGAUAGCUGAGCAAGUGUUAUCGAAACAAAUUAGGUCAGACUUAUCUAUUAGCCAAUCGGAAAACGAUAAAUUAAAAGUGGAUUUAGAAAAGCUGCAGAAAAAUAUGGAUGCAUUUGAACUAACAUAUGAAAAGUUGAACGAUGAAGCAAAAAGUUUAAGGGAAGCAUCGAUCGAUGCGCAGGACAAAAUGAACAAGUUACAAUAUCAUGUGGAUGCAUUAUUAGAAGAGAAAAAAGCGCUUCUGAGCGAAUUGGACGGUUUACGAAUGGAAGUGAGUAGAUUAGGUAAAGAAGUUAUAUCGAAUAAAACUGCUAAGGAAGCUGCUGAGAAGGAGAUGAUCGUUCUAGGCGACGAAUUAUCAGCGCUGAAGACAGAAUUGGAUAAAAGACGCGCGGAAAACGAGAGUUUAGAGAAGGAGUUGAAUGAUAUGAAUAAACGAUAUGCUGGAUUGGAGGCCGAAAGUGUCGUUCUGAGAACCGAAAAUACUAAAAUAGCGAUAGAACUCGAUUCCUUCAAGGAUGAUUUAAAUAUAUGCCGAGAGGACAACGAGCGGCUAACGAUCAAGUCAGCCACUUUGGAAGAUCAAGUGUUGGUGUUACGGACGGAUUUGAGAAAAUCCGAGAUUGAAAACGACAAAUUGAUGAAGGAAUGUAGCAGAUUACAGGACGAAAACAGGGACACGAGUGCCGAGUUGAAUAACGCUCGGAUCGAGUUGAAUAAAGUGAAAGAUGACCUAGAAAGAUCAUUGAUAAAACAUGAUAAAGUGCAGCAAGAUUUAGAAAAAUUUACGAUAGAAGAAGAGGAAUUGCAAGAUGAUCUGAUAAGAGCGCACAGCGAUAAAUUAAGAGAAGAUAUCGAGAAAUCGAAAGACGACUUUGCAAAAGAUAUGGACGAUAUCGAUAGGCUAAGAGACGAAUUAGAAAAAUUGACAAUUGAAAAUGGUAUUCUAAAAACCAAAAAUGCGGACCUGAAAUCCGAAUUGGAUCGUUGUCAAGCAGAGAAUAAGCAUUUGAAUAAACAGCUUGACAAUUUGCAGAAUGAAAACAUUAGAUUACUAAAAUCUCCUAUUUCUCCUGUUGAAGAGGCUGGCGUGAUUAAACCGGAUGAAUGCGGCGACUUCGUUAAGGCGAAUGAAUUACUAAAGAAGCAGAUUGAAAAGCAAUAUGACGCCGUACAACGUGUACGUGAUUACAUACGCUAUGUAGAUGGUAAAAUUCCUACGAAACCCGCAAUGGCGACGACGCUGGACGAUGACUUCGAGAUUCUGCGUUGGACGGUGCCAUCCAUCGUAGAAGCGUUAAAAGAAUCUCAGAAACUGUCCGAGAAUAUUUAUCUAGCGGAAAUCGAAGUGCAAAACAUUGAUAAACUAUUGGAACUGCUUAACCAAUGCAAGAGAGAUAAUGAGAAUUAUAUGAAACAACUAUUGGAGCUUGGUGUAGAAGUUACCAAGGUUGCAGGUGUGGAUAAUGGCGAUGAGCUUGCAGCUUUUGACCCUGAAUCUUGGUUGAAGUCUUUGACGUUGACGCAAUUGGCCGAGCUGCACGACAAGAUUUGUCUAUUGACUUCAAACAUGGUGCAACAAGACAGCGGUCCCGCGGCCUACGAUCGAUCGGCGAUUAAUUGGGACUACGGCGGCGAUCCGCUGCAAGCGGAUUACGACGCUUUAAACCGGCGGAUCGCCGCCUUGCAGAAGCAAAUAGCCGAGAAGCAGAUUGAAGCGGGGUGGAAGCUGCAGGAAUUAAGACGAGCUCUCCGUCUCGAGCAGGCUAAUCUGAUUCAAAUCUCCGACCGGAUGAAUCUCGAAAGAAGACGCAAUUUGGCUCUCCAUCUCACCAUGAAUGAUUAGACGUGAAGCUUUUUAUACUCGAUUAUAUACAAUUACGC
This is a messenger RNA of Formica exsecta, 5048 nucleotides long. Its product is annotated as centromere-associated protein E-like. The transcript is spliced from 10 exons. The record is from RefSeq and is a predicted model, not a curated record. NCBI's taxonomy places the organism in Eukaryota, Metazoa, Arthropoda, Insecta, Hymenoptera, Formicidae. The coding region runs from base 1 to 5010 and encodes 1669 amino acids.